This is a messenger RNA of Encephalitozoon romaleae SJ-2008, 1374 nucleotides long. RefSeq lists its product as hypothetical. The transcript has a single exon. Bases 1 to 1374 code for a protein of 457 amino acids. The record is from RefSeq and is a predicted model, not a curated record. Lineage: Eukaryota; Fungi; Microsporidia; Unikaryonidae.
AUGGAAGAUGUGGAGAACAUAAAGGCUUCAUAUAAGAUGCUGAAGUGUAAAUGCGUUUACCUCAAAAGCUACUUGGAGCACAUUAUUAUUGUGUCGAAAAGAUCCUCUGACCUUCUUUUCCGUGCUCUCCAGAUUCCUCAGGAUACUGCAUGGAAUGACCCGUUACUUAUGCAUUGUAUAGAGAUGAGUGAGAGACAGAGGGCUGUGUUUGACGAAGCGGGACUGCUCUAUGGGGAGACGUUAUUCAAGGAGCUUGAUGGGCUAAUUGCAACCAUUGUCAGUGACAUUCGGAUGAUUGACGAAGAGGUGAAGAGGGUUUCCGAAAAGCCUGCCGAAGGGCUGAAGGAAUUAAGAAUAGCUAGAAACAAGCAUAUGGAAGCCUGGACAUAUGGAAAGCACGAUCCCUGGUUGACGGAGCUUGGAUUGAAGAGGGCGGUUAAGAAAGUUCUUUUAAUGGACGACGAAGCAAACCAUGUAAUGUAUGAUAAGAUUGGAGGGUUCGCUGAAUCCUUACAGGGAGCGGGAGAGAGAUUCAAGGAAGCUCUGCUCAGCCUUGUAAGGAUCCAAAGGCAAAAGUAUCAGAAACUCCGAGACUCUACAGAUGUGGAGAUAAAAGGAUAUGACGAGAUAGAUAGGUUUUUUGAUACCGUUUCUGAAUCACCGAAGGAGAUGAAAGCGGAGGUCAAUAAAGAAGAGAAAUUGAAGGAAAAGGUUGACUCAUCGUUUGAAACGUUUGUGGAAGGGAUCAGUAAAGAGUUGAUUGGAAAAGGGAUAACUGUUAGAAAGAAUUUGGAGGUUGUGAGGUCUUCGAUAUGCAAGGUGAAGAAGGGAUACACGGGAGACUGGGUCACAGCAUAUUUAACGAUUACUUCUACAGGAUACGGGCAUUUCUUCGAUAUCUCCGGACUGCUGAAUGAGACUGAGGAUCUCAGGAACAUUGUUGAGAGACUGAAUGGAGGUGUUGGUAAAAGCCUCAUAUCCAUAUUUGAUGCAGGCAAGCACAAGAAGGAGCCUGGAGAAGAUAGAAUGGUUUUUGAAGUGAACAGCAAAGUUGGGGAGAUGAUUGAGACACUUUCAAGCCCGGUGAUCUCUAUCUAUCUAAAUGACAAUACAUAUGAACUUGAUAGAGAAAGAAGGCAGAUCUCGGCUAGCAAUAGACAUCAAAAUGGAUUUGCUAGCUUUUUUGGAGUUAGCGAGGUGAAGAUUAAGCUCUUCACACUUUCGAAUGCAAUAGAGAUAUUCCAUGCAUUCAAAGAUAGGAAUCAGCCUGAGGAAAGCAUAGACGACUUUUCUGAAAGUCCUGAGAAGGUCUUAGAUGAGGGAAUAGGGCUUAAGGUUUUGUUGCAGGAAGAAAAUCCUUGGGUGAGUGGAUAG